This is a messenger RNA of Penicillium argentinense, 1539 nucleotides long. RefSeq lists its product as uncharacterized. The transcript is spliced from 4 exons. Gene Ontology annotation, cellular component: plasma membrane. Gene Ontology annotation, molecular function: dipeptide transmembrane transporter activity; allantoate transmembrane transporter activity. Bases 1 to 1539 code for a protein of 512 amino acids. The record is from RefSeq and is a predicted model, not a curated record. NCBI's taxonomy places the organism in Eukaryota, Fungi, Ascomycota, Eurotiomycetes, Eurotiales, Aspergillaceae. Gene Ontology annotation, biological process: allantoate transport; tripeptide transport; transmembrane transport.
AUGGUCAGCUGUGGUCCAGACAAGAUGGAAAAGCAACAAUCGACUUCUCAUGGCGCACCAGAUCUCGACAUGCUCAAAGUUGAGCCCGUCCCUGCUGUCCGUGAUGUCGAUUUCGGCGAGGUCCUGGAGACCACAUCCACACCGGAGUUGGAACGAAAAGUUCUCUGGAAGCUAGAUCUCUAUUUAAUCCCACUGAUGGGGUUCUGUUAUAUGCUACAGUACAUGGACAAGCUAGCCCUGAGCCAGGCGACACUAUUCAAUCUAGCAGAAGACUUGAACCUCCAAGGCACGCAAUAUAACUGGUCUUCCGCCGUCUUCUACUUUGGUUACUUCGCCUGGAGCUGGCCUAGUGGAUAUUUGAUUGUUCGACUCCCAAUGGGGAAAUACUUGGGCAUGGCAGUCUUUGUUUGGGGUGGUGUACUGAUGUGUCAUGCGGCAUGCACCAACUUUGGCGGGCUGAUGGCGGCACGCUUCUUCCUCGGAGUCGGCGAGGCAUCUAUCGCCCCCGGAUUCGCCCUGAUCACCGGAAUGUUCUAUAAACGCGAGGAACAACCUGCACGGCAAGCAGCCUGGUUCAUUGGAAACUCGAUCGCCACGGUGGUCGGAGGUCUAGUCGGAUAUGGCAUUGGAUUGAUCCACAACGACUCCGUGACCAGCUGGCAGCUGCUGUUUCUCGUGCUCGGAGCGAUAACGGCCGGGUACGGGUUCAUUCUCAUUGCAUUCCUCCCCGACUCGCCUGCCAAGAGCAUCUUUCUCAACAAGACCGAAAGGGCCAUUGCCAUCCAGCGGACCUUGAGUAAUAAGACAGGUGUCAUGGACACAGGGAAAUUUAGAUGGGGUCAGGUGUGGAUGGCCAUCAAGGAUCCUCAGACAUGGUUCCUGGUCCUGUAUACGCUGUGCGUGAACUUUUGCAAUGGCGGAAUCACAAGCUUCUCCUCCAUCAUCAUCAAUGGAUUUGGGUUCUCAAAGCUUCGGUCUCUCAUCAUCCAGAUGCCCAUCGGCGCCGCACAGCUGGUCUUUCUGAUCUUGACCUCGGGGUUUGCGACGUUGGUCCACCAAACGCGUAUCUUAAUGAUGAUUGUCAACACGACUACAUCGAUGAUUGGUAUGAUUUUGAUCUGGAAGCUUGACCAUGAUAACCAGGCGGGCAAGAUGGCCGGGUUGUGUUUGGGCGCUGUCUUCGCAGCCAACAUCCCCUUGUCCCUCAGUAUUAUUAGUUCGAACGUGGCUGGGUUCACGAAAAAGAGCACCGUCAGUGCCCUCAUGUUUGUGGCCUACUGCGUUGGAAAUAUUGUCGGACCACAAUUCUUUCUGCCUCAGGAGAAGCCAGACUACCCCACUGGGAUCAAAGCAGCAAUGUCGGGACUCAUUUUUGGCAUCUUCUUCUUGAUCUGUCUGUACCUCUACUACGUGUAUGAGAAUCGCCGACGCGAUCGACUCUAUGGUUCGCCGAGGGAGUUGACUGAAGCGGAGGAGUUGCAGGAUGAAUUCUCCAACAGAACAGACCACGAGAUCGAGAGCUUCCGCUACGUUCUCUGA